Messenger RNA from Ficedula albicollis (Collared flycatcher), 1895 nucleotides. Its product is annotated as 1,25-dihydroxyvitamin D(3) 24-hydroxylase, mitochondrial. NCBI's taxonomy places the organism in Eukaryota, Metazoa, Chordata, Aves, Passeriformes, Muscicapidae. Gene Ontology annotation, cellular component: mitochondrial inner membrane. Gene Ontology annotation, molecular function: heme binding; oxidoreductase activity, acting on paired donors, with incorporation or reduction of molecular oxygen; monooxygenase activity. The transcript is spliced from 12 exons. Bases 261 to 1748 code for a protein of 495 amino acids. Gene Ontology annotation, biological process: glucocorticoid biosynthetic process; C21-steroid hormone biosynthetic process; cellular response to peptide hormone stimulus. The record is from RefSeq and is a predicted model, not a curated record.
UCCCAGCGUGUCCCAUCCCGGUUCCCAGCGUGUCCCAUCCCCGCAUCCCCGGUUCCCAGCGGGCGGAGGCGCUGGCUCGGUGCCUUCCCCGCCUCUCCCGAACCCUUCCAUGACCCGCCUGCCCCGCGGGCUCGGCGGGCAGGGCCGGGGCAGCCGCCCCACCUCACCCCACCCAGGGCUCCCAUUGGCGCGGAUGAAAGUCCAGCACCUCGGGCUGCUAUAAAUGCACCUCAGCUCGCCCGGGGGCCGGCACCGCGGCCAUGGGCGGCUGCAGCAUCCUCCUCCUCCUGCCCCGCCGGCUCCCCGGGCGCACCUGCGGCCGCGCCGCCUCCUCGCUGAGCGCCCUGCGGCCGGCGGAGACGCUGCCCGGGCCGCCCGGCUGGCCGCUCAUGGGCAGCCUGCCCGACGUGCUCUGGAAAGGGGGGCUCAAGAGGCAGCACGAGACGCUGGCUCAGUACCACCGGAGGUUCGGGAAGAUUUUCCGCAUGAAGCUGGGCGCGUUCGACUCGGUGCACAUCGCGGCUCCCUGCCUGCUGGAGGCUCUGUACCGCCGCGAGAGCGCCUGCCCCCAGCGCCUCGAGAUCAAGCCCUGGAAAGCCUAUCGCGACUAUCGCGACGAGGGAUACGGGCUGCUCAUCCUGGAGGGAAAGGACUGGCAGAGGGUGAGAAGCGCCUUUCAGAAGAAAUUAAUGAAGCCCAGGGAGGUUGUGAAGUUGGAUACGGCGAUCAAUGAGGUCCUGGAGGACUUUAUGUACAGAAUAGAUGAAAUUUGUGACCACAAUGGACAGAUGGAAGACGUCUAUUCAGAAUUCAACAAAUGGUCUUUUGAAAGUAUCUGUCUGGUGCUGUAUGGAAAGAGGUUUGGCCUCCUGCAGCAGGACGUGGAGGAAGAAAGUCUGAACUUCAUCAAGGCUGUAAAAACGAUGAUGGCCACGUUUGGGAUGAUGAUGGUGACCCCCGUGGAGCUGCACAAGGGGCUCAACACCAAAGUCUGGCAAGCUCACACCAAGGCAUGGGAUGAUAUAUUUAAAACAGCCAAGCACUCCAUCGACUGCAGGCUGCAGAAGCACUCGGGGAACCCCCAGGAGGAUUUUCUGUGUGACAUCUACUCGGGGGGACACCUGUCCAGGAAGGAGCUCUAUGCUGCCAUUGCAGAGCUGCAGAUCGCCGGCGUGGAGACGACAGCCAACAGUUUGCUGUGGGCUCUGUACAACCUUUCCCGCAAUCCACACGUCCAGGAGAAGCUUUUCCAGGAAAUCCAGAGAGUUUUGGCUGCCCAGGAGAGCCCAAGUGCUGAGAGCCUGAGGAAUAUGCCUUACCUAAAAGCCUGCCUGAAAGAAUCCAUGAGAUUAACCCCAUCAGUGCCUUUCACCACUCGCACCAUCGACACAGAAAUGGUUCUGGGAAAUUACGUGCUGCCCAAAGGGACGGUGCUGCUGAUCAACAGCCACGCCCUGGGCUGCAGCGAGGAGCAUUUCAGGGGCUGGCCGGAGUUCAGGCCCGAGCGCUGGCUGCGCAGGGGCUCCGUCCAUCCCUUCUGCCACGUGCCCUUCGGCCUGGGCAAGAGGAUGUGCGUGGGGCGGCGCCUGGCCGAGCUGCAGCUGCACCUGGCCCUCUGCUGGCUGCUCCGUAAAUUCCACGUGGUGGCCACGGACAGGGAGCCGGUGGAGACGCUGCACUCGGGAAUCCUCAUCCCCAGCCGGGCGCUGCCCAUCGCCUUCCAGCCACGAGCAGGUUGCAAAAAAUAAAGGACAGCCCUGCUGCUGCCUCCUCUUAAGAGAGAGACAUCAGCUGUGGAAGUCAAGCUCUGGAGGUGCAGAAGAAGAACUGGAAGAAGAAGGGAAGAACUUCUGCAGAAGAAGAAGAAAGGAAGAACUGCACCCUUGAGCAGCUCC